AUGCGCGAGGCUGCGCGGGCGGCAGCGAGAAGCGCACUGGUGGAAGACGAGAGCGCCUCAAACUCAGACUCCUUCGAAGACAAGCUUGUUGCAGUGAAGGAAGCGGGGAGAGCGAAACGUUUGGAGCGCGAGGCGUUCGCGCCGACGUUCAUGGACGAGAUGGCUUCCAUUCCCGCGGAAUUUAAAAAGAAUAAGAGCAUAUACACCGCGGCCGCGGAGGGUUCGAUGUCGUCCUCCGGCGGCGACGACAACAGCGGAGUCGACAGCAUCAUCAGAGUCCUUGCAGGCUUGAUCACGAUCGGGUUGAUAUUGGUGUUCAUUCCUUCCGACCUCACCGUGACCGCGCCGGUGCCGCAGAGAGAAUUAUCGAGUGAUAUCCUCGAGCAGGUCGCGAAACAAGUGGAAGAGUACGAGAAAGCCCUCCGAUCCUCGCCCGAGGACGUCGACAAACUCAGGGUAGCGGCGGAGUCGUACAUCGUUCUAGAGGAUUACGCCGCUGCGGCACCGCUCCUCGCGCGCUUGCUCGAGAUAGAACCAAGUGUGGACAACGUAGACAACCUCGCAGACGUGUACAAAGCCGCAGGUAUGAAGGCCAAGGCCGCAGAGGUGUACAAAAACGCGGUGAAUGCGGCGUGGAGUGGGGAAGUGCCGAGCUCGUUGUUACUAAAAGGACUGAUUGACGCGUUAAACGCAGACGGACGGUACGGCUUGUCGUUGUCGUACGUGAAAUCGUUCGCGGAGAAGAACAUGGCGGACGACGUGGAUGUACUCUUGCUUGAGGCGAGGGUAUACUCCAGCUGGAUAGGUCACGGAAAGGACGCGGAGGCGACGUAUCAGAAAGUCAUUGACGCGCACGGGGAAGACUUCCGCGGAUACCUUGCCAAAGGGGUUUUUUGCCGCGAGAUCGGGAAGCCCGCGGAAGCGGACGCGCUGUUUCGGCAAGCAAAAUCGAUCGCGCCAGAGGAUAUGCGAGAUGUCGUCAGCGCGGUGAUCUCUCAGGCGAUGAGUGGAAACUAA
Micromonas pusilla CCMP1545 is the source of this 1017-nucleotide messenger RNA. RefSeq lists its product as uncharacterized. Lineage: Eukaryota; Viridiplantae; Chlorophyta; Mamiellophyceae; Mamiellales; Mamiellaceae. Bases 1 to 1017 code for a protein of 338 amino acids. Gene Ontology annotation, molecular function: protein binding. The transcript has 2 exons. The record is from RefSeq and is a predicted model, not a curated record.